Messenger RNA from Xiphias gladius (swordfish), 2628 nucleotides. RefSeq names its product junctophilin 3a (gene jph3a). The coding region runs from base 1 to 2628 and encodes 875 amino acids. The record is from RefSeq and is a predicted model, not a curated record. NCBI's taxonomy places the organism in Eukaryota, Metazoa, Chordata, Actinopteri, Istiophoriformes, Xiphiidae. The transcript is spliced from 5 exons. Gene Ontology annotation, biological process: regulation of synaptic plasticity. Gene Ontology annotation, cellular component: plasma membrane; junctional membrane complex; endoplasmic reticulum membrane.
AUGUCCACUGGAGGCAGGUUUGACUUUGAUGACGGGGGGUCGUACUGCGGGGGGUGGGAGCAGGGUAAGGCCCAUGGCCGAGGGGUCUGCACGGGUCCCCAGGGUCAGGGCGAGUACGCGGGGGCCUGGAGCCACGGCUUCGAGGUCCUGGGCGUGUACACGUGGCCCAGCGGGAACAGCUACCAGGGCACCUGGGCGCAGGGCAAGCGGCACGGCAUCGGAGUGGAGAGCAAGGGCCGCUGGGAGUACAGAGGGGAGUGGACGCAGGGGUUCAAAGGCCGCUACGGGCAGCUGGAGAGCACGGCCAGCGGGGCCCGGUACGAGGGGACGUGGAGCAACGGUCUGCAGGAUGGAUACGGCACUGAAACCUACUCCGAUGGAGGAACCUACCAAGGCCAGUGGCUGGGUGGGAUGCGUCAUGGCUAUGGCGUGCGGCAGAGUGUACCGUACGGCAUGGCGGCCGUCAUCCUCUUCCCUCUGCGAACAUCCAUAAACUCCCUCCGCUCCGAGCACAGCCACGGCCCUCCGGCUGUGCUGGACGACGGCACCAUCACCACGCCCACAGACGGGGUGGUGGCCGGGCUGGCCGGGAGCCCGGUGGGCCGAGGCGGGUUCGCUCUGACGGCUCCGAGUGAAGCCGAACGUCAGAGGAAAAGAAAAGGCCGUUUCCGCCAGUCCAUCCUGAGCGGCCUCAAGCUGCGACGCUCCGAGUCCAAAAGCUCUCUGGCCAGUCAGCUCAGCAAGCAGAGCUCCUUCUGCAGCGAGGCCGGCAUGAGCACCGUCAGCUCUGCUGCAUCUGACAUCCACUCCAACGCCAGUGAGAGCGAGCAGGGCGCCCCCGUGGACGCCACUGUCACAGAAAUGUAUGCUGGCGAGUGGCGGAGCGACCAGAGGGCCGGCUGGGGCGUUAGUCGGCGCUCAGACGGCCUUCACUACGCAGGUGAAUGGGCAGGGAACAAGAGGCACGGAUAUGGCUGCACCACCUUCCCCGAUGGCACCAAGGAGGAAGGAAAGUACAAGCAGAAUGUGCUGGUGAGCGGAAAACGCAAGAACCUGAUUCCACUGAGGGCCAGUAAAAUCAGAGAGAAGGUGGACCGAGCUGUUGAAGCUGCUGAGAAGGCUGCAGACAUCGCCAAGCAGAAAGCAGAGAUUGCCAUGUCAAGGAUGAGCCACGCUCGUGGGAAGGCGGAGGCAGCUGAAGGAGUGGCGCAGAAGGCCACAGAGGAGUGUCGACUGGCCCGGAUCGCUGCCAAAGAGCUCUCCCCCUCCUUCCACAUCUAUGGGAACGGUGAGUGGACAAGGCUCGAAUGUCAGAGGCCCAAGCACCAGGACGCCAAGGACAAAGACCAUGAGGUCAUCUCGACAGGAACAGACAGUCCGGAGCUGUGCACUCCGGACACCACGCCGCCUGCAAUAACACCUGAUCUCAGCCCCGUGCUGAGCGUACCCACCUCACCCCCCCACAGCCCGCCCAAGCACGCCCAUCGCCCCAGAAAUGCUUGCUUCAUGCGCCAGAGUGCCGUGGACGAUCAGAGCGGGGCCGAGAUCCAGGUGCUGGUGGAGGGGCGGGGGGUGGAUCUGCCGAGGGGAGGGGCUAACAAUUGGACCGAUGACAUGUAUCCGGAGCGAGGGGGCAGCAGCCGCUCCACCACACCCUCCCUUCUGGAGGAGCAAGAGGGCCAGAUCAACGGCCACGAGCAAGCCCCUCUGUCCAACCACAAACCACGGGAGAAAUCCUUGUCCAAUCACAAGUCCCGGGAGCACGCUUCCUCCUACAGAGCGUGGGAGCACUCCUUGUCCAACCAAAAGCCCUCCAAGCACGCCUCUUCCAAUCACAAGUCAAGGGAGUACUCGUCCUCCAAUCACAAAACAUGGGAUCAUUCUUCCACCAAUCACAAGGCCUGCGAGCAUGCCUCUUCCAACUACAAGCCGCAGGUGCACAUUUUGUCCAAUCACAAGGCCUUGGAACAUAACAUGUCCAAUCACAAGACUUCUGAGCAUGCUUCUUCCAAUCACAAGCCCCAAGAUUAUAUCUCCUCUAAUCACAAUGCAAAGGACCGCGUCUCCUCUACUUAUAACCCUCGAGAGCAUGUCUACUCCAACCACCAUCCGAAGCCGCACAACCCCUCCAACCACAAGCUGAGCGAGCAUGCUGCAAUCGACCAAAGGCUAGACGGCCUCACCGUGGGCUGGACCGCUGAGAGCACCCUUAGGUGGAGCCCCGCCCACUCCCGCCUCACAGAGCAGGACGAGGAGAGGAUGAAUGACUAUACGGUUGACAUGAGGCUUCAGUGUCCGGACUCGCAGACGUCCCGGGGGCUGGGCCAGGAGUCCCCGGCCCCCAAAAACAACAGGCUGCGAUCCCGGGGCCUUCGGCCGGUCAGAGAGGGAUCCGUGGACUCUGUACAGAUGCUGGACAACCUGAAUGUGGGGGCAGAGCUGGAGGAGUGGCCGCUGCACAGGGACCUCACCCUCUCCCCACCCCUAAAGUCUCAACCCAUCACUCUGGAGCAGGAAGGAGAGCAUCUCACCCUCAAAUCAAACUCAGGCUCCAGCUCUAUUCUGGUGGUUAUGGUCAUUUUACUCAAUAUUGGAGUAGCCAUUCUUUUCAUUCACUUCUUUAUUUAA